Messenger RNA from Chiloscyllium plagiosum (whitespotted bambooshark), 1958 nucleotides. Lineage: Eukaryota; Metazoa; Chordata; Chondrichthyes; Orectolobiformes; Hemiscylliidae. The record is from RefSeq and is a predicted model, not a curated record.
UCGCGAUGUCCUUUCACCUUAAUUAAUGAAGGAGUUUGAAACUGAAUGAUGUAGAUAAAAGGAUUGAGGUAGAUCAGCUUCAUACCUUUUGCAAUUGUCAAAUUUGAGGCUGCUUCUCAGGAUGAUAGUGAGGGCUUGGCGAUUCGUGAGGACUGCAGAAAGUGGGUCGGUAAAGUAGAGAGCUGGAGAAACUGCUUGACCUACUGCACUAUCAGUGGAUUAGGGGAGUCGAUGUUUCGGGCCAGAACCUCUUAUCCGGACUGGCUCUAAAGUGGAUCAUACAAGCUUUUGUGUCCUGAAGUGCACUGUUCACAAUUUGAGUACAGUUACCACUCUGGAUAAAUUGUUCAACUGUUGGGAGAAAAACUAAUUGGGAUUGUAUGACUUUUUGCUGCAGUAGAUGUUCUGGUCACUAUGGGUGCGAUUAAAGUCUCCCCUGAUUAUAACUGGUUCCGGAGUACAGUCCCACUGAAAAAGAUAAUAGUGGAUGAUGAUGACAGUAAAGUCUGGUCGCUAUAUGAUGCUGGACCCAGAAACAUAAGAUGCCCAAUAAUAUUCCUCCCCCCAGUAAGUGGAACAGCAGAUGUUUUUUUUCAUCAAAUUUUGGCCUUAACUGGAUGGGGCUACAGAGUUAUCUCUCUACAGUAUCCUGUAUACUGGGAUCUCCUUGAAUUUUGUGAUGGAUUCAGGAAGCUUUUAGAUCAUCUACAGCUGGAUAAGGUUCAUAUUUUUGGCGCUUCCUUGGGAGGAUUUUUGGCACAGAAGUUUGCAGAAUAUGCACACAAAUCACCCAGAGUUCAUUCUCUUAUCUUGUGUAACUCAUUCAGUGACACAUCUAUCUUCAACCAGUCUUGGACUGCUAGCAGCUUCUGGUUGAUGCCUGGAUUUAUGUUGAAGAAGAUUGUUCUUGGAAACUUUACAGCUGGUCCUGUGGAUCCAAAAAUGGCAGAUGCAAUCGAUUUCAUGGUUGACCGGUUGGAGAGUUUAGGGCAGGGCGAGUUGGCCUCUCGUCUCACUUUAAACUGCCAGAAUUCCUAUGUAGAGCCUCACAAGAUCAAAGAAGUUCCUGUAACCAUAAUGGACGUUUUUGAUCACAGUGCACUUUCUCAGGAAGCCAAAGAAGAAAUGUAUAAAUUAUAUCCAAAUGCAAGACGAGCACAUCUUAAAACUGGUGGCAACUUUCCCUAUUUGUGUCGGAGUGCUGAGGUUAACCUUUAUGUACAGAUCCACCUGCGACAGUUCCAUGGUACACGGUAUGCUGCAAUUGAUCCAGCAAUGGUGAGUGCUGAAGAGCUUGAGGUGCACAAAACCAGGGUUGAAAAUGGGAAUGAAGAAGAUCUUUGACUUUCUCCCUUGACAAUAAAAAUACAUUUCCACAAGAUGGCACUGAAGUGUUAACUCUCAAAUUUUGGCAAUAGAGUACAUCUUUUAAAACGUUGUGUGGCUGAGCAAAUGAGAUGUCUACUUGAUUACUUUUGUUCUUUCAUUCUGAUGAAUAUAAUUCCCAGAAAAUCUUUUGUCUGAAACCUUUCCCAAUCUCUUGUCUAAUUAAAGAUUUAGAAUUCAAGCUAUAGCUAAAUAACCAAUUCCAUAAGCCUCCUUGCAUUGCCUCUUAAGUCUGUUCUGUUUUAUUAAAUGUAAUUUUAUUUUAAUUCACUUGUUGACUAGUUAAGUAUUUGAAGUGCAAUUUGCCUGUGGUCCAAUCACUUCAUGACCCCUUGAUUUUAAAUUAGUUGUUAAAUGGUAAUGUGUCCGAUAUACUGCAUGUGUUUAGCCAUUUAUUUACCAUAAUUUGUUUUGAAAUUCAUGUAAAUAGUUGAUUUCAAAACCUUCCAGUCUGUGUGUUUGUUAAUUUGACUUUAAUUCAUCAGUGAAUCUGUUUGCAGUUACUGCAAAUAUAAAGCUAAAAAUUUGCUGUAUUUGACUUUUACUAAACUGAUUAAAGUUUAGAGUGUAAA